AUGCUGAGGGUCGUGCCGUUGACUUUGAGGGGGGAAAGGGCACUGGAGGGGCUGGAGGGGGCGGUGGAGGUGGUGGUGGAGGCAGUGGAGGGAGUGGGGGUGGUGGUGGGAGUGGUGCCAGGGGUGGCGGCGGCAGCGGCAGCAGUGGAGGCGGUGGAGGCGGUGGUGGUGGCGGAGGGAGCGGAGGCGGCGGAGGGAGCGGAGGCGGCGGAGGUAGUGGAGGAGGCGGAGGUGGAGGAGGAGGCGGGAGUGGAGGAGGCGGCGGCAGCGGUGGUGGAGCGGGUCGCAACUCUGCGCAGAGGAGUGGCUAAGGUGGUGGUCCGCGCCAGCAGCAGCGGAGUGGUGUGA
This is a messenger RNA of Closterium sp. NIES-65, 348 nucleotides long. Lineage: Eukaryota; Viridiplantae; Streptophyta; Zygnematophyceae; Desmidiales; Closteriaceae. The record is from the annotation of a GenBank genome assembly.